UAAUACUGCACUCUUCUUCCUUUUGAUGUUCUUAUUCAACACAGGACCUUAACACCAGUGUUUUAAUGUCACGGCGCGACAGACGCUUAACAAAAUGGAGCUAUCAAACAAACUCCGUUGGGACCAAUUCCUGAUUUUGGCAGCAGCACUUAUGUCACCUGCAUUACCGGUGCUGUGUAAUGAUAUCCUCAGCCUGAAGGUGGCAGGAGAUCCAGUGCUAACCCCGAACUCUGUGUGCCUGAGGCUGGCAGGCCUCAGUAAACGUCAGAUGCGGAUGUGUGUGCGGAACCCCGAUGUGACAGCUUCUGCUCUGCAGGGCAUACAGGUGGCCAUCCACGAAUGCCAGCACCAACUCCGGGACCAGCGCUGGAACUGUUCCUCACUGGAGGGCCUUGGCAAGUUGCCCCACCACAAUACCAUCCUCAACAGGGGUUUUCGCGAGAGUGCCUUCUCCUUGGCAAUGUUGGCAGCGGGUGUGGCUCACUCUGUGGCCUCGGCUUGCAGCAUGGGCAAGUUGCGGGGGUGUGGCUGUGAGGCCAAGCGUCGCCAGGACGAUGACAAGAUCCGGCUCAAACUCACACAGCUGCAGCUGCAGACCCUGCAGAAGGGUGGGGUAGGCAUGGACAUAACGCGGUCAUUGCCCUCGGAGCUAAAUGGUCACCAUAGCAACCUGCCCACUAACCUGCGCUCUACUCAUCCCUCCGCCCUGCUCAAGCCUUUACCAGAUGAGCUAAGCUCUAUGCAGGACACCUGGGAGUGGGGGGGGUGCAGUCACGAUGUCCGUUUUGGGGACCGUUUCUCCAGAGACUGGCUUGAUUCCCGCGGGUCUCCAAGAGAUAUUCAUGCUCGCAUGAGGAUACACAACAACCGAGUGGGGCGACAGAUAGUGACUGACAACAUGACUCGGAAGUGUAAAUGUCAUGGCACAUCAGGGAGCUGUCAGUUUAAAACCUGCUGGCAUGUGUCUCCAGAGUUCCGGCUUGUGGGUUCUUUACUCAAGGAGAAGUUUCUGUCAGCCAUCUUUGUCAACUCCCAGAACAAGAACAAUGGGGUUUUCAACCCUCGAGCAGAGAACAGUGCCAGUGGAAGCACAAGGGGAAUCAACGGAGGGCGUCGUCGAAGCAUGUCCAGAGAGUUGGUGUACUUUGAGAAGUCUCCUGACUUCUGUGAGCACGAUGCGUCCAUUGACUCCCCAGGUACACAAGGACGCAUCUGCAACAAAACUAGCUACAGCACAGACAGCUGCAGCUCACUGUGCUGUGGCCGUGGGCACAACAUCCUGAAACAGACACGCAGCGAGCGCUGCAAUUGCCGAUUUCACUGGUGUUGCUACGUGCUGUGCGAGGAGUGUCGUCUCACAGAGUGGGUCAAUGUGUGCAAGUAGACACCAACCAUCCCAGCUCUUGUUGCUUUUACUCAUCCAGGACUCAAGAUGGCGAGCCUGUCCCUUCGCCCACUCCUGUUGUUCAAGCUUUUGUUUUGCUCCUUGUGUAACUCUUCCAGAGAAUCUGUUUAUCCGCCCCUUUCCUUUUUUUGGUCCAUCAUCUGGGAUCUAUUUUCUCUUUGUAGCCGCUGUUAUUCUCAAAAUGCCAAGUCAGAGAUUGAAGAGGUGACUCAUGCCAUUUGUCUUGCCAUGGUCUGUUUAGACGCUGCCCUCUCAGCCAUGAAAACGGCCUAUACCCCAUCUUUUCUAUCCCACAAAAAAGAGGAGCAACAACAGGGAAACAUUUCUGUUUCAUGUCAAUGUCGACAUGCUGACUUAUCUUAUUGUACAGUAGCAGUGUAUUUUAAUGUGUACGUGUAUAUUUGUAAAUGUGUUAUUAUUAAUAUUAUUAUUGUAUUAGAGCUUGUCUUUUUUUUUUUUUGAAUAACAGCCUGAUGGUGACCAAGUGGCUCAGGAUGGUGAACACAGUUGUCUUUAGACAACAACGUCUCAUUGCAAUUUCUCUAUAUUACUGGGCUCCUCUAAUGAUACUUACUCAAUUUGUAUAUUUUGCACCUGUGACUCAGACAGAGCAACAAUAGGUAUUUAGGAAUCGAUCUCAGUAUUCUUCUAGACAAGGAUUUUACUAAUAGGAGAAUACAAGAAAGAGAAUUUGAUAGAGAGCGUAUUUGCAGAGACAAGACAGAAGGCACAUGCAGGACAUUUUAAACUUAUCAAUUCUUGUACACUUGUAAAAGUCAAGAUGGGAACAAUGACACAAGAUCAGUUUUGAAAACAAAUUCAACUAAUCGUUCAAAUUUAUUUAUGAAACUGUAACGGUAGUAAUUACUUCAUGGGAAUGGUUGCUAGUGCUCAUGUUUUUCCAUAUCAAUAUUAUGACAGAAAUAUGCUUCCUCUUGGUAUAACUGUAAUGUGAUGUGUGUCACUUUCCUAUGAAAUCGUGACUGAGUUCUUGAUAUUA
Stegastes partitus (bicolor damselfish) is the source of this 2405-nucleotide messenger RNA. RefSeq names its product wingless-type MMTV integration site family, member 10b (gene wnt10b). Gene Ontology annotation, cellular component: extracellular region. Lineage: Eukaryota; Metazoa; Chordata; Actinopteri; Pomacentridae. Gene Ontology annotation, biological process: cell fate commitment; multicellular organism development; canonical Wnt signaling pathway. The record is from RefSeq and is a predicted model, not a curated record. The coding region runs from base 95 to 1384 and encodes 429 amino acids. The transcript has 4 exons. Gene Ontology annotation, molecular function: cytokine activity; frizzled binding.